Molecule: messenger RNA, 1485 nt
Organism: Capsella rubella
Lineage: Eukaryota; Viridiplantae; Streptophyta; Magnoliopsida; Brassicales; Brassicaceae
Exons: 13
Coding region: 187-1314 (375 amino acids)
Source: RefSeq, a predicted model, not a curated record
CACACGCACACACACUCUUUCGCACUCUCUCUCUCUCUCACAGAUCGGAGAAUCUCUUUCUGAGCCCUAAUCUAUAGAGUUGUUGUUCUCACCGUGGCCUGUUCAGAUCUCUGAGAUCUAUAAUCCUAUAAACUGAAGUAAAGAUUUGAUUUUUAGUAUUUGGAGUUUGGAGAUAUUGCGAACUAAAUGGGAACAAUGCACCGCAGUGGUGCUCCUCGAAGAACGAAUGAGAAUGCAAAGGUUAUUAUCACAACUAUUUUGGGAAUAGUCUUUGGGACUUUUAUUGGUAUCACAUUACCAUCAGUUUCUUUUAAGAUUAACUUACCUUCGGGCUUUAUGUCAUCUCUUGAUGGUAAAUUGUUAUCUGGUGACAAGUCCCCUGAAGAUUUCGGUUCAAGAAAGUUCCCUGAGAUAUAUGUUCCAACCAACCCGCGCGGUGCAGAGGUACUACCUCCGGGAAUUGUUGUGGCGAAGACUGAUUUUUACUUGCGUAGAUUAUGGGGAGAACCUAAUGAAGAUUUGAAGAAGAAGCCAAAAUAUCUUGUGACAUUUACAGUUGGGUUUGACCAAAGGAACCAUAUUAAUGGAGUUGUUAAGAAGUUUUCUGAAGAUUUCCAAAUUUUGCUCUUCCAUUAUGAUGGCCGGACAACUGAAUGGGAUCAGUUUGAGUGGUCAAAGAACGCCAUUCAUAUUAGUACAAGAAAGCAAACAAAAUGGUGGUUCGCGAAGAGAUUUUUGCAUCCUGAUGUUGUGUCAGCUUACGAGUACAUAUUUAUAUGGGAUGAAGAUCUUGGAGUGGAGCACUUCAAUGCGGAUAAGUAUAUUGAGUUAGUUAAGAAGCAUGGUUUAGAGAUUUCUCAACCAGGCCUAGAGCCUAAUAAUGGACUCACUUGGGAAAUGACGAAGAGGAGAGGUGACCGAGAGGUCCACAAAGAUACUAAAGAAAAGCCUGGAUGGUGUAAAGAUCCACAUUUACCUCCAUGUGCUGCAUUUGUUGAAAUAAUGGCUCCUGUAUUUUCACGAGAAGCAUGGCGAUGUGUGUGGCAUAUGAUUCAGAACGAUCUUGUUCAUGGAUGGGGUCUCGACUUUGCGCUUAGAAGAUGCGUAGAACCUGCUCAUGAAAAGAUUGGGGUUGUGGAUUCGCAAUGGAUCAUACAUAAAGUGAUACCGUCACUUGGAAGUCAAGGUAAGUCAGAGAAUGGGAAAGCUCCAUGGCAAGGAGUGAGAGAGAGAUGCAAAAAGGAAUGGACCAUGUUUCAGAACAGAUUAGCAGAUGCUGAUAAAGAGUACCUUGGGAGAACGGUCAAAGGAUAAAAAAAUUAGCUUUUUUUUUUUUUACCUUUUACAUAAUUAUUAUCAAAAACCUUACUCUUGUAUAUCAAACCCCAACAUUUUACCCUAAUUAGGUUUUGAUAGGGCAUAUGUGAAAAAAAAAAACUUUAUAUUUGAUAUUGUAUGAGAUUUAUACUUUUGAUGUUGUUUACA